This is a messenger RNA of Kickxella alabastrina, 1519 nucleotides long. Its product is annotated as ClpP/crotonase-like domain-containing protein. The transcript has a single exon. Gene Ontology annotation, molecular function: enoyl-CoA hydratase activity. NCBI's taxonomy places the organism in Eukaryota, Fungi, Kickxellomycota, Kickxellomycetes, Kickxellales, Kickxellaceae. The coding region runs from base 243 to 1151 and encodes 302 amino acids. Gene Ontology annotation, biological process: fatty acid beta-oxidation. The record is from RefSeq and is a predicted model, not a curated record. Gene Ontology annotation, cellular component: mitochondrion.
GGGGGGGGGGGUGGUUGCGUCAAAAAUUUUAAUACGGAAAACAAGCACAUGCCAUCAUUUUUCUGCUUCUCUGUUUUCUGUUCACAUUAUUUUAUUUUAAUAUUUGCUCACUUUGACGAUAAUAACAAACAAGCAACUAACCAGCAAACAAUACAUACUAUUUUUAUCCCUCUUCCUUCCUCUGUCGACAGCAUCCCACGCCUCGUAUACAUUCAGGACCUUUGCAAACGUAAAAUAAAACAAUGAUUGGACUUUCAGCCCGUGUGCCCAUGGCUUUUGGAUCCAUGAGUGCUGUGACAAUCCGCAGAAUGACGGCAGCAGCAACAAAUCCUGGAUUCAUAAUAGACAAGCCCGAGUUUUACGUAACCUUCAAGGAGCUAGGUCCCAAGGCCGGGUGCCUUGCUAAAAUCACGAUGAAUAGCCCAAAGGCCAACACGUUCACGUACGCUUCACUGCAGGCCCUCGGCGACUGCCUCGCCGAGGUCGAAGCCCAGAAGGGCGUACGCGGUCUGGUUUUGGAUUCAACAGUGGACGGCUUUUUCUCAGGUGGCUUCAAUCUUCCUAUAUUCCAGAAGAUAUCCCAAGAGGAUUUCAUGCAGCUGUGGUCCCUUGGAAAACACAUAUUCCGCCGCAUCUACUCGCUUCCAGUUCCAUCCGUGGCGGCAAUCGACGGACAUGCGCUGGGCCUGGGCUGCGUCAUGGCCAUGGCCUGCCAGCAGCGGUACAUGGUCAUUGGUGCGAAGAAGCUCAUUGGUCUAAAUGAGGUUGCUGUCGGGAUGCCCCUGCCCGAGUGGCUUGCCGUGCGUUUCCGCGAUCUGACAUCCAUGCGAACUGCCGAAGAUCUUUUGGCCUCUGGCACUGCCAUAACUGCGCCACGCGCUCAUCAAAUCGGCCUUAUAGACGAGGUGUUUACAUCCAAGGAUGAGAUGAAUGCUGCAGCGAUGGACUUUUUGUGGGAACGCGCCGCCAUACCCUACUAUGCCCAAUCAGAGACCCUAAAGAACUUGCGUCGCGGGUUUUUGGAUUACUUUGACGCCGAAUUUGAGAGGGACAAUGCGCAGUUCUGGAUUGCUAUGAGCCACCCAAGCACCCAGCAGUGCAUUGAUCGCGCGAUUGCACAGCUUGCCGCCAAAAGCAAGGCAAAGAAGUAGAUGGUUGGGUUGGGUUUAAUUUGCUCAUAUGAUUUGGUGCCGCAAAAGUAUCGUGGCAGUAUGACCCGGCGAAAUGCCGUGCGAUACUGUUUUGCGUCGGGCAGUCAAUAAUUUAAUUAUUUUUACUGCAGAAUUCAAGUUCUAGCUGUACUCAAACAAUUAUUCCCCAACGAGCAACGAUUUGAGCGAUUAAAAUGCACAAGUAACUUUAUACACUCGGAAGCAUUGGGCUUAUCAUUUGUUUCUGGCUUGCAAUGCAGUUAACGAAAAGUAACUUGCAAUUGUCUGCUGUUUUAUGUUGUUGCUGCCACUAUCCAAAAGUUUAUGCUCAACUUUGGUUGUUCGAAAGUUUUAGAAUUGUAUUUGGA